UCGAACCUCGACCUCCCGCACAACACAGUCCGUUGCUCUAACCAAUUGAGCUAGCCGGGAGGCGGUUACCUCUCAAACAUACCACCUGAACGUACUGCUUAGUAGCUUUCAUUUGAAUGGUUUCACACUGAGCCUGUUUCAGGUGAGUACAACCAAGCGCGAUAGUAGCAGAGGAGUACAGAAAAGAGGGAGGCUUGGGUUGAGCUUGGAAUGAGAACUGUUCUCUGGGCAACCCGACCCCAACCUCCCUUGUUUGCGCUCUGCUGUUACUAUCACGCCAUUUACUUAUUUCUCUUGGUAUUUUCUCUAAAGGGAUUAUUGGUUGAUCCGAUACCAAAAUUCUCUAAACUGACAUCAUACGAAUUGAAGAGCAGACAGUAAGGAGAAUUAUGAAGGAGAUCUUGGAAGUGAAAAGGUUAAGUUACAUUCACCUUGUAGAUCAUAAUAAACAGGGCCAAAUGAAAGUAAAGCUUAGUAGGGUUUUUAUCUUUCUCAGUGGAUUGUUUUGCGAAAGUAUCAGAGUAUUGAAGGAAGAAUUAUGUUACUAAAUGAAUGACACAGGUAUACUCUGAGAAAAAGAACUCUGCGUGCUCCCAAAAGGAGUCGAACCUAUACGACCUUCCGAAUACUACUUCGAACCCUCUACCACUGUGCUAUAGAAGACUCGUGACAUGCUGGGCCGUUUAGCUAGGUCAGUGAUGGCAAAGUUCCUGCACACUGCUUGGAUGUAUAGGAAUGUCGAUAAGUGAUGCUUGUGCGCGAUGAUGAUGUUAAUGAAGAUGUUGAAUUUUACGCAUGAUGUUGUUUAGUGAAAGAAGACGAUAUUCAGUGAAUGACACAGAGUAUUAUUGAACAUGAUAGAGAUAUAACCAUGCGCAAGCAGGGCGACACGUUAUAGUGACAAUCUGAAGACUAAGUCGUUUAUUUCUUGCAGUAGAAACCAUAAUAUACCUUUCCUUCAAAUGUACAAGCAAAGAAAUGAUCCCCUCCGCGGACUACAAUUUUAGCAACAACAGAAGAGAAGACUGGAGGCUCCCAAUGUAAGCUCAGUUGGUGGUGACAGUAAAAAAAUAAAUAUACGAAAAAAGAGGCCAGAGCCCAAACUCCGUAGAAUAUAUGUGUUCAACUUGUUACAACAACAUUUGGCUAAAAUGAAAAAAACUCCGAAAUUAACAAAUUUGCGUGAACGAAAAAAAAAACAACAAAAGUACGCGAAAAAUGUCCACGUCAGUUUUCAAUGUCAAGGUUAGAGUUCUUCGACGUGAUUAGCUAAUUUGUGAAAUCAAGCGCGCUGCGCGUGAAUACAAAAAUAAUACGAAAAAGGGGAGAGGAAGAAAGAAAUUGCAAUUUGAAAUUCAAGAAAAACAGAGAUUUUCUAGAUUAACGGCCAACUAGUAUCUGAGAGGCACGGAUUUGAAUCCUGUCGAAGCCUGAAUUUUUUCAGGCUUCUUUUCUGAAAUUGCUGGAAUUGCAGUUCACCCACGAAGGUCAUUUCUUUGCUUGAUUUUCAUUUGCAGGUCAAGUUAAAUUAUUUCGUUACCGGGCCCAUAGCCAGAAAAAAUUUCCAACCGAGGCACUAUUUGGCUAUUUUAAAAGAUGCCAUAGAAUCGAACUUUUACAAUCGAAUUUGUGAUUCUGACAAUAGCCAACACUGCGCUGUCAAUCAAAUAUUGGACUAGUAAAUUAUCUUUUUUAAUCGGAUUUUAAUGUAGGCAGAAUUCGCCCUUUUCCCAAGACAUAAACGAGGCGAAAAAAAAUUAAGAAAUUUCAACCGAGGCAAGUCCCUCGAUUCCCCUCUUACUGGCUAUGGGCCUGGUUACAAGUCUUAUGGGCCUGGUUACAAGUUGUUAGAAGAGUGUUUACGAUCUCGUCAGGACAAUAUCUUAUGUGUUUAGAUAGUGUUUGUUAAAAGGUGGUAAGAGAAGAUAAACAUCGAAUCGAACUAAUUCGUUUGGUAUGUUAAAAUAAUUUUUCAGAGACAAACACGAACAAUUUAGCUGACAAAGACCGAUCGUUAAAUAACCAUUGCGCCGUGAAAGGAGAGACGGUAAAUACAUUUUUUCUUCAGUUAUCGGCGUUUUAAUAGACUUUCUUAAAUAUUCUUCAUCGUGUUUUGAAAUAACAGUAUUUGAAAUCAAAACAAUCCUUAUCUCUAUUAAACUUUGAAGUACUUCGUUAUCGUUUUGAAGAAGAAUGGGUCCUAAUCAUUUGUUGCCAGUAUGAUAACGAUUUCGCUUUAAUCCUCUGAAAGAACCCCACUACAUUAUUUAUUCUAUUUUUCGGGACUUUAUUUUACUUGAAAUAGAUACCGUCUGACGAAGAUUUAAGUUUUGACUACUUUUUCCAGAGCGUCAGCUCCAUGAUUGCUUUAGCUUGUGUGAGGCAAAGUUAUUAGCGAUAAUUUAUUCGAACAACUUGACUCUUUCGGUGAAGGAUUAAAACCUCAGUCGUUGAAUCGUACCUCUAAACUGAUUUAUGAAAACAUCAAUUCUUGUUUUGAGAAACAGUAAUUACUUGCAGGUGGCCAAAUUUCCGCUUUGUUUUUUGUUUUUCACAUUUUGGAAGAAAAAGAAAAACUCCAGGGAUUAUUUUCUUCAUUAAGAUUCGCUAUUAAAUUAUCUUGGCUAAUCCAUUUGUUGUUAGCAACGUGGUGUUAUUGUGUUCCCAUUGGUUAUCGCAUGGUCGUAUCAAGAACUUCUUUUCACUGCAAUUAGUAGGUGCUCUCAAGCACGUAAAACUAAAUAUUUGCUAAACAACUUAACCUGCGGCAACGAUGGGAUGCGGAUCGUCGAAAUCCGUCGAAACUGCUGUCAUAUUGACAGAUGAGGGCCAAAGUAAACCGGUUAAACCCGCAGUAAACGAAAACGUUGAAUCAAAGCCGAACUCUCUCGGCGACGAGCCGCGAAUCACAUCUCAUAAAGCCACGAUUUCAGAAAGCGUUGCUAAUCCGAUAUUUUCCAUCGGUGACCGAGUUCAUGUUACUGGAUACACAGGUAGUGUGAAGUUCAUCGGAAGUCUCAGCGAUCUAGGCGAUGGUGACUGGAUAGGAAUUGAGUUGGAUCGGAAACACCCACAAGGAAAUGAUGGGUCAUUUCAAGGCUUCCGUUAUUUUACGUGUAAACAAAGACAUGGCAUGUUUGCUCGACCGUCCAGUGUGUUUCCUCACACAGAUGUGGGCAUCAUUGAGGAGGCAGCGAAUAUCAAUCCUCGAACAAUCGCUUUCAUCCAAACGAGUAUGCGCCGAUUUCUUGCCAAGAUUCGACUGGCAAAAUUUCGACAGCGCACAGGGGUCGAGAAGCAGAUCGAUGCACACGUAUUGGCGACACCAGAGUAUCAAACUGAAAGCGUCGAAAAAUUGAGUUCGUACCUGACCAGUCGCUGGGAGGGACACAGGAACAAAGCUUACGCGAUUUUUCGAUGGCUGAGUUUCAACGUUGCAUACGAUGUGGAUGGCUUCUUUGGAAGGACCGAGAAAAAGAGUUGCGAUGCCGCUAGCGUUCUACGCCAUAAAACAUCAGUGUGCGCUGGUUAUGCGAAUCUUUUCGAAGCACUUGGUAAAGCCGCCGGUCUACAGGUACAUAUCAUCACGGGUUACGCCAAGGGUUACGGCUUCGAGCCCGGCCAGCAGAUUAAAGAAACAAAUCAUGCGUGGAAUGGAGUUCAAGUCAACGGUGAGUGGUUCAUUUCUGAGCCUACAUGGGGCGCUGGUUACCUGGGAGCUGAUUUGAUGUUCCACCGCAGCCCAGACGUGUCCAUGUUCCUGAUGGACCCCGAAUAUGCUAUAUGCAGCCAUUACCCAUCCGACCAACAAUGGCAGCUCCUUGAUGUACCCAUCAGCAAGGAAGAAUUUGAGAAGCUGGUUGUGCCUUCUGGAAGAAUUCACCAGAUGGGAUUGGAAAUUCUCAGUCACAAGGAAAGCAUGUACAGUAUUGACGAUACAGAUCACAUCGAAAUGAUGUUCUACUCUCCAUCGCUGAAGAUGCUGCGAGGUGAUCUGAAGAACAUCUCAGGGAAAGAAUACGAAGGAAGAAGAUGGACACAGAUUCUACCUUGUGGAGUGAACCAAGUCAAGCUUAAAGCACAGUUCCCCGCUCCUGGAAAGUACAAGUUGAAUUUGUACAUCAGAGACGAGGUGUCCAAUACAAAGUGGCAUGGUGGAAUAGAAUACAUCAUCCACGCUAAGAAAGGAGUUGAGAAAAAUCGAGGGGGAUUCCCGCAAUUGGGAGGUGAGUUUUAUGAAGCAGGAUUCAACCUCGAUCAUCCACUCGAGAACAUUGUAUCCGACGACGGAAAGGCUUACAUCUCAUUACAGAACUACAACAUUCAAAUUUCUCACAUCGUUGGACAGCUUGACCUUGUGGGAGAGGGGAAACGAUUCAAAAAAGACUUCGGUGGAUAUUCGUUUUGUCUCUCAGAAAAGACAGAGAGUGGUUUCCGAGUCAUGGUGCAUUGCCCACAUCCAGGCGAGUACACCUUGAAAGUGUUUGCCAAGUAUUUUGGUGAGAGAAAGUCAGAUACUUUCGUGUGUACCUAUUACAUAAAUGCUCUUGCUGGUGUAGAACCUGCGCCAGGCUUUCCGAGAUUGUCGGACAGCUUUGUAUUGUGGGGCCUGGAGCUCAAGGAGCCUCAGCAGAAUAUUUAUGCCCCGGAUGGACGAGCGUCCGUUAAGCUUGAGACCCCGGAUAAUGUAUCAGUUGUUGGGUAUUUGAUGAAAGACAAACAACAUCUUGACAACAGUCUAUGCUACAGUAACACAGCGGAGGGUGUUGGCACAAUUCUUGCUCAUGCGCCUGAAGCCGGCAUUUUUCAGCUGAACGUAUUUGGCAAAAAACCUGAGAGCAAAGACAAUGAAUAUUUAGCGACAUUUAUGAUCAAGUCUGAUCAAGCACCUAGCUCAAACCCAGGCUUUCCAUACCUGAAGGACGAGUUCAAGGAUUGGGGACUAGAACUGGUGGAUCAGUUGGAGAACAUCGUUUCACGUGACAGACAAGUGAAGGUCACAUUUUCUAAUCCUCACGGCAUCUCUAUUAAGCCAUGGUUGUUUGAUGAGCACAAUAAGCAGAUCGGCAACUCGUGCCCGGUGGAAACCGCUGACAAGAUGACUGUUAUAACAUGUGAGUUGCCAAAAGCUGGAAAUUUUAAACUGAAUGUUUUUGGGACGAAUUUAUCUAAUGACAGCACAAAACAAGUGUUUCUUUGUUCAUACAAAGUAUUAUACCUAAGCUAAUUUAACCAAAAGUGACUUUUAACGACCGAAAACAUUUCGUUAGCAAGCAUAUGAAGCACGUUGCGCUUUUUGGUGAUGAGUUUGGGGACU
This is a messenger RNA of Stylophora pistillata, 5317 nucleotides long. RefSeq names its product kyphoscoliosis peptidase-like. Gene Ontology annotation, cellular component: cytoplasm. The record is from RefSeq and is a predicted model, not a curated record. Lineage: Eukaryota; Metazoa; Cnidaria; Anthozoa; Scleractinia; Pocilloporidae.